Molecule: messenger RNA, 765 nt
Organism: Cataglyphis hispanica
Lineage: Eukaryota; Metazoa; Arthropoda; Insecta; Hymenoptera; Formicidae
Exons: 3
Coding region: 1-765 (254 amino acids)
Source: RefSeq, a predicted model, not a curated record
AUGUGCCUCUGUCCUUCAAUGUCCAAUCUGUCAUCCUUGUCAUCUACACUUGCUAAGAAUGCCGAUUCAAAAUAUUAUCAAGAGAUCGGGGCAGAGAUGAUUAGCAAUCAGCUCAUCAUUAGAUUAGAAAAGGAUAAAAAUAGACAAAAAAAGAAACGGGCAGAAUGGGAUCCACCUUGCGAUUGUGUUGAAAUUCAAAGACCGACAAGCACAAGAGGUCCUAAAAUAAUCAACGCAAAUUGUGAUGAUCGCAUUGUAUUUCGCGUCCAGUCGGCAUUCCGUCUCAAUGAAAAGAAGGAACUUCCUUAUAAGGCACAAACAAUCGGCUAUAAGGUCGGAUCGUGCAGAGAUGAACAGGAUAGCCAUCAAUGCAAGAGCAUCACGGUUUAUCCGAACUUUGUCUCAGGGUCUCAAGAAGUGUACAGUAAUCACAUAACAGAGGGCAAUCAAAGUAUCUUCUUACUAAGAAUAAAAAAGAAAGCGGAAGAUUCUGAACAAAAAAAUAGAAACGUCGAACUUGAAUUAAGAACACCCAAACCGCCAACGUUGUUACCUACACAUAAGCCUACACCUGCAGUUGCACCAUCGCAACCCGUUGCCGAUUUAAUUGUAGAAAAUGUUCACAAUCCGAACAAAUCGGAGGAAAUUUCUUUCCUUUGUAUCGGUGAGCGGCCAACUUGUUCAUCGAAGAAUAGAGAAAGCUACAGUGACUUGUCGGACGUCGAAAUUCACAACUACUUUGCAAUCUUUAUGUUUGUAAUCUAG